GCCUGGGAUUUCACAGGCCUGAUUCUCCUUUCUCAAACACACAAGUGAAGGAUGAGCACAGCUCUGGAUUCUCCAGCCACUUUCAUCUUGUGUUCUCAAAGACUACAGGCAUGCACUGCAAGUCUCGGCUUCCUGUAACCCCUUAGCAGAGUUGAGAAGAGGCCGAACUGGAUUCUGGGGGAGACCUGAUGAGGAGAGAGGCAUUCCACUAGUAUCAAAGAUUCCUGGCUCAUCUUUGAUUUGCUUCCCCAAUCCCCCCCGAUGGCUUUGCCCAGCCGCAGGUCCAAGAAUCCCAACACACUGGCUUUUCUUCUGGCGGGGGUGACUUUCGUGGUGCUGCACCAGUGGCUCCUUCAGCAGCCCACGCAGGAACAACCCCAGGAAUCCACGGCUGCUCCCCGGUCUUCUGCUGCUGCGGUGCAGCCUUCCCCGCUCCUCCCAGUGCCGGCGUGCGUGGCCAACGCCUCCGCGAACCUCACUGAGGGCUUCCAGCUGCUGCCGGCUCGGAUCCAAGACUUCCUGCGCUACCGCCACUGCCGCCGCUUCCCGCAGCUGUGGGACGCGCCCCACAAGUGCGCGGGCCCCCGCGGCGUCUUCCUGCUGCUGGCCAUCAAGUCGUCGCCCGCCAACUUCGAGCGGCGGGAGCUGAUCCGGCGCACGUGGGGCCAGGAGCGCAGCUACGGCGGCCGGCAGGUUCGGCGGCUCUUCCUGCUGGGGACCUCCCCCCCGGAAGAGGCGGCGCGCGAGCCCCAGCUGGCGGACCUGCUGCGCCUGGAGGCUCGCGAGAGCGGCGACGUGCUGCAGUGGGGCUUCUGGGACACGUUCCUCAACCUCACGCUCAAGCAUCUGCACCUGCUCGACUGGACGGCGGCGCGCUGCCCCGGCGCCAGUUUCCUGCUCAGCUGCGACGACGACGUCUUCGUGCACACCGCCAACGUGCUGCAGUUCCUGGAGGUGCAGCCGCCGGAGCGCCACCUCUUCGUCGGGCAGCUCAUGGAUGGCUCCGUGCCCAUCCGCCACAGCGGGAGCAAGUACUUCGUGCCCCCGCAGCUCUUCCCGGGCGAGGCCUACCCUGUGUACUGCAGCGGCGGCGGCUUCCUUCUGUCCAGCCUCACGGCCCGCCACCUGCGCAGGGCGGCGCGCCGCGUGCCGCUCUUCCCCAUCGACGACGCCUACAUGGGCAUGUGUCUGCAGCAGGCCGGCCUGGCGCCCAGCGGCCACGAAGGCAUCCGGCCCUUCGGCGUGCAGCUGCCUGGCGUGAAACGCUCGUCCUUCGACCCCUGCGUGUACCGCGAGCUGCUGCUGGUGCAUCGCUUCGCGCCUUAUGAGAUGCUGCUCAUGUGGAAGGCGCUGCACAACCCGGAGCUGCAUUGUAGCCACAGACGCGAUGCGGGGUCUCCCGAGGGCAGAGGGGAGCCGAACCCUGAUGCACACUGAUAUUACCUUGAGGACGGAUCUGGAAAACACUAUCCUAGUGCAUGUUCCUGGCCUCACCUUCAGGGGUUCUGGCCCAAUUUUGGUCAGGGGUGGCUUCAGACAUAUCUAGGUGGUGUUUUUCUUGUUUUAAGCCAACUCCUAAGACCUCUGGGCUGGGAAUAUUUAUCUGUUCCUCCUCACCUAGCAGCCUUCCAGCUUUCCGUUCUCCAUUCAUUGUGGGCAGCCAGCGAGGUAUGGCGGCCAAGUUCAGUGUCACCUGUCAAGCGCAGCGCAGUUCUGAAUUGCCAUUUCCACCGUUUCCUCCACCAAAGAGCAGAGCGCCAAGAAGCCAGUUUACACUGGGAACUAAGGGGUGCCUUGUGAGGGCGAAGUGAAAAGUGAAGAUCCUCCAGGGCAGCAGGAGGAGGCGCCCUCGCAGCCACCGUUCUGGAGCCCUGACUGUACCCAGUAGCUUCAGCCUUGCUUCCCCAAACGCUUUAGAAAGGGCAUGGCUGAAUGGACAGUGGCAAUCUGUCCCAGUGCUGUGGAUUAGAUCUGUGAGAACAUUGUUAUUAGCCUCCUGUUGCUGCUGUAACAAAUUCCCUUUCCAGCUUUCCAAGCCUGGGACAAACCCACUUAUCCUGCAGUUCUCUGACAACACAGGUCUCACUAGGCUAAAGUCAGUGUGUUGGUAAGACUGUUUACCUACCUAAGUAUUCUAGGGGAGAGCCUAGAUGGAGAACCAUAAGAUAGAUUCUCCUUAUUCCCUACCUUCUAGAGGGAGACCUCCUUCAUCUCCAAAACCAGCAAUGCUACACUGCUCUACAGCCAGAUAUCUCCCUGACUCUUAUUUCUCCACUCACUGCUCCCCUUCCCUAGAGCUAAAAUUGAGUCCACUUGGGUUAUCCAGGCUUAGCUUCCCAUCUUGUUUGUUAAGACAAGGUCUCAUGUAGCCCAAGCUGCCCUGAAGCUUGCUAUGUGAUCAACCAUGAUCUUGAACUCCAGAGCCUCCUUCUUCACUUCCCAAAGUGUGCGUUACAGGUUUGUCUCCACACCCAGCUAUUAUCUUCGGGCUGUAAACCCGGCUCUCUAGCAAUAGCAUUGUUCAUAUUUUCGUUCACAUGUCACCUAAUUUAGUCACAGGUUCCAGAGAUUAGGGUGUGGACAUGCUUGGCGGACCAUUGGUUCCGUCUACCAGGAUGCCAAUAUACACUGUGGAAUAAAAAAUAAACGAAGGAAAUGAAUGAGUGACAGAGGCCUUUGCCCCUCAGCAAACAGUACUGAUGCCAGCCCUUAUUGAGGACAAGUGAGCAUCAUUAAAUCUGAAUUCCCUGC
This is a messenger RNA of Meriones unguiculatus (Mongolian gerbil), 2751 nucleotides long. RefSeq names its product UDP-GlcNAc:betaGal beta-1,3-N-acetylglucosaminyltransferase 6 (gene B3gnt6). Gene Ontology annotation, cellular component: membrane. Lineage: Eukaryota; Metazoa; Chordata; Mammalia; Rodentia; Muridae. The coding region runs from base 262 to 1437 and encodes 391 amino acids. Gene Ontology annotation, molecular function: hexosyltransferase activity. The transcript has 2 exons. The record is from RefSeq and is a predicted model, not a curated record.